This is a messenger RNA of Brienomyrus brachyistius, 1111 nucleotides long. RefSeq names its product interleukin-17B-like. The transcript is spliced from 3 exons. Gene Ontology annotation, biological process: inflammatory response. Gene Ontology annotation, cellular component: extracellular region. Gene Ontology annotation, molecular function: cytokine activity. Bases 165 to 788 code for a protein of 207 amino acids. The record is from RefSeq and is a predicted model, not a curated record. Lineage: Eukaryota; Metazoa; Chordata; Actinopteri; Osteoglossiformes; Mormyridae.
AGUGUGCGGUUCUUAUUCUCGGUUAAUUCGGUCAUAACCUGCGAUUAACGUUCAGAUUGGGGACAAACGCCUUGUGAGCAUAAUUAGAAGCUGUAAUUUUUGUUAUUUCUUCGCAGAGGUCAACAAAACAGGAUUAUAUCAUAUAUAUAUAUAUAUUUUUUAUCAUGGUUAGUGUUUGCAUACACCGGGUGUUUUUUGCAUUACUGAUUUAUACCAUGGUUGUCCUCGAGGCUCAGACAGAAUCCAGAGGUGGGCGAAAGGACGCGAAGCGCUCGCGACGGAGACACGGCCGGAUAAAAGACAAAAUUGCGUCUUCCCUGUUACAAAAUAUCACCAGCCAAAACAGUUCGCCCGAUCCCAUCAUGGCAGGUGUGGACGGUGGCUCGAGGUCGCCGAUUCGGGAAGAGGACUUCGAGAAGAGCAUCGAAGAGAUGGUUGCACAAGUGAAAAAUAACUCGGCACUGUCUAAGAACAAGUGCGUGGUGGACCGACAGCUAUGGAUGUCCAACACUCGAAGCCUUUCCCCCUGGUCUUACAGAAUCAACCACGACGAGAACCGCAUUCCAGUGGAUAUACCAGAAGCCAAAUGCUCUUGCGCCGGCUGCAUCAACCCUUUCACAAUGCAAGAAGACCGCACCAUGAGCAGCGUCCUGAUCUACACGAAGAUCCCGGUGCGCCGGCGACUGUGUGACCGGCUUUCCGCGAAGCACCGGAAGAAAAAGAAGUGCCUUUCGCAGUAUAAGACUGUUGUGGAAAGCAUCGCCGUAGGUUGCACUUGUAUAGUGUGACAGGAAAUGGAAUAACGCUAAACUAAACUUUACGAGUAACUGUGAGAGCCCAUUGUAUCGAUAUAAGCAAGUUUCAAAACUUAAAAUUUAAUAGUCGACAUGAUGCAUUACUACCGUUUGAUAUUCUGUGUUAUAUCUUUCAAAACCGAAACAGGAACAUUGCAAUACGAUAAUUUCAAAAAGAACUUAUAAGAAAUUCAAAAGGAACUGAGUGUUUAUUCAAGUUUUUAGUCUUUUCAAUACAUACGCUUCUAUCGGUUAUGACUCUGACUCUUUUUCAAAUUGUAACUUUUCAUUCAUUUUUAUUAAAAUUUAUUAUGGCA